AUGCACAGAGAGCCACGUCUUUUUCCUGCCUGCCCUGCCCUGUUGCCCCAGGCCCGGCUGGAGCGAGACCUGAGCAACAAGAAGAUUUACCAAGAGGAGGAGAUGCCUGAGUCCGGCGCGGGCAGCGAGUUCAACCGCAAGCUUCGCGAGGAGGCGAGGAGGAAGAAGUAUGGCAUCGUCCUUAAGGAGUUCCGGCCCGAGGACCAGCCGUGGCUGCUCCGCGUCAAUGGCAAAUCAGGCAGAAAGUUCAAGGGCAUAAAAAAGGGAGGUGUGACAGAGAACACGUCCUACUACAUCUUCACCCAGUGCCCUGACGGGGCCUUUGAGGCCUUCCCCGUGCAUAACUGGUAUAACUUCACGCCUCUGGCCCGGCAUCGCACCCUCACUGCUGAAGAGGCCGAGGAGGAGUGGGAGAGGAGAAACAAAGUCCUGAACCACUUCAGCAUCAUGCAGCAGCGGCGGCUCAAGGAUCAGGACCAGGAUGAGGAAGAUGAGGAGAAGGAGAAGCGUAGCCGCAAGAAGGCCAGUGAGCUGCGCAUCCACGACCUGGAGGAUGACCUGGAGAUGUCAUCUGACGACAGCGAGGCCAGUGGUGAGGAAGGUGGUAGAGCCCCCAAGGCCAAGAAGAAGGCACCACCCACCAAGGGGGGCAAGAAGAAGAAGAAGAAGAAGGGGUCCGAUGAUGAGGCGUUCGAAGACAGCGACGACGGGGAUUUCGAGGGCCAGGAGGUGGACUACAUGUCCGACGGCUCGAGCAGCUCCCAGGAUGAGCUGGAGGGCAAGCCCAAGGUCACCCAGCAGGAGGAGGGCCCCAAGGGCGUAGACGAGCAGAGCGAAAGCAGCGAGGAGAGUGAGGAGGAGAAGCCGCCCGAGGAGGACAAGGAGGAGGAGGAGGAGAAGAAGGUGCCCACACCUCAGGAGAAGAAGCGCAGGAAAGACAGCAGCGACGAGUCGGACAGCUCGGAGGAGAGCGACAUCGACAGCGAGGCGUCCUCGGCCCUCUUCAUGGCGAAGAAGAAGACGCCCCCCAAGAGGGAGCGGAGGCCGUCGGGAGGCAGCUCGCGGGGCAACAGCCGGCCGGGCACACCCAGCGCGGAGAGCGGCAGCACGUCGUCCACCCUGCGGGCGGCCGCCAACAAGCUGGAGCAGGGCAAGCGGACGAACGAGACGCCGGUGGCCAAGCGCUUGCGGCUGGACCCCGGGCCCCAGAGCCUGUCGGGGAAGUCGACCCCUCAGCCCCAGUCCGGGAAGUCGACCCCCAGCAGCGGUGACGUGCAGGUGACCGAGGACGCCGUGCGCCGCUAUCUGACACGGAAGCCCAUGACCACCAAGGACCUGCUGAAGAAGUUCCAGACGAAGAAGACAGGGCUGAGCAGCGAGCAGACGGUGAACGUGCUUGCCCAGAUCCUCAAGCGGCUCAACCCCGAGCGCAAGAUGAUCAGCGACAAGAUGCACUUCUCUCUCAAGGAGUGACGGGCUCUGGCGCCCACCCACCUGCCCAAUAAACAAGCUCCGUCUCCAGAA
Messenger RNA from Leptonychotes weddellii (Weddell seal), 1524 nucleotides. Lineage: Eukaryota; Metazoa; Chordata; Mammalia; Carnivora; Phocidae. The record is from RefSeq and is a predicted model, not a curated record.